This is a messenger RNA of Acipenser ruthenus (sterlet), 7843 nucleotides long. RefSeq names its product coiled-coil domain-containing protein 141-like. NCBI's taxonomy places the organism in Eukaryota, Metazoa, Chordata, Actinopteri, Acipenseriformes, Acipenseridae. Bases 339 to 5558 code for a protein of 1739 amino acids. The record is from RefSeq and is a predicted model, not a curated record. The transcript has 25 exons.
UCAGUGCUUGCUGUAGUAUAUUCAUUCAAGGCAAGGGCUGGUUGGGGUUGAAGUUUUAAGGGGGUGUCUUGUGUACUACUACUACUGUGGAUGCAGGAUCUGAAACGAGGACUGAGACUGGAAUACAGCUGCUGUUAAAGAACUGGAAUCAAGGUUACCACUGCUGUAAAUAGAAAUAAACCUGUGGCAAAAGUAGAACCAACAUUGGACCACUACUGUUCAGCAAUACCAGGACGGGAAGCGCUUCAGUGGGUGGAUGUGGGAUUAAGAGUGUUUAUGGCCUGCUGUUAGAAUAAUUUUGCCAUCUUCCACUGUAUGAAUUUUGGAUUGAUGUGACAAUGUCCAAUGAAGGAGACUAUAGAGGUCAGCCUUCCACAACAACCAUUAGUACUGUUGCAGUCCAAGCAGGGGAUUCACGGAUCAUUGUAGCAUUACUAAAGUGUGGAACACUGGUGAAGCUCCAGCUGGCUGAAUCCACACCGAAUCUGUUAGAGAUUGGAAGUAAUCAAGAUGAGACCAAGAAGCUACUGCAUGGACAUGAAGUCAUGUUGGCAAAACUCAAGGCACAAGAGGAUGGUGUUUGGAGUUUGCUGGGUGAAGCUGAUAAAACUGCAGAGGAUAACCUGGAUCAAGAACAGGUGUAUGCUGCCAUGGCAACCACUCUGAGUGAGGCAUGGGUGGCUCUAAUAGACCUCUUGGAAAAGCGUAAAGCACUCUUACACCUGGCCUCUGAAUUGUUUGACAGAGCACUGGAAUUUGCCAUAAAAAUAGAUGAAGCAGAAGACUUCCUACAAAAUGCCCAAGAGUUUCAGAAUGCAGAUGGCCUGAAGGAGCUUCUUCACAAGCACAGUUACAUGAAGAAAGUACUUUUAGAAAAAUCCAUGUCUCUUUUAAACAAAAGCCAGGAACUGCAGGAUUUCAUUAAAGACUUUAAAGUGGAUGACCCAGCUAUAAACUCUGAAGCUAUUAGGGGUGCCCGAAGCAGCUGUCUAAAGAUUGAGAGCCUCCUGGAGAUGCUUCAGGACAGACGAAGGCAGUUAAAUGAACAGCUAAAACAACAGCGUAUGGACCUGGAACACAUUCUGGAAAUGUGCCAAUGGAACCAACAGGAACAGGAAGUGACUAACUGGUUGAAGGAACAUGCAGAAGUGUAUUUAGAAAGAGAUCAGCUGGGUUUGUCUCUGUCUGAAAAUGAAGAGCUACUUCAAGAGUAUCAAGAAUUUGAGAUAAAAGCCAAGGAGCGGAGCUUGUUUGUUGAAAGAUUAACAGCAAAAGCCAGCGCGAUUCUGAUGGCAGAGGAUUAUAGGGAUAAAGAAGAGGUGUUGGUCCGAAGUCAGAAAUUAAAGGUGCUGCACGAUGAGAUUUGGCACCAAAUGCUGGAAAGGGGAACUCACCUACAAGAGGCCAAUGCAUUUUUCAGUAGUGCCAACAAGGCGUUUAAUGUUCUGGGGAGUAUCGAGGGUCACUUGAAGCUGCUGAACUCUGAGUCUUUUAGCUUACCUGAAUUAGCCAAAAGGCAGGAAGAACUGCAGAAAAGCAUAAAAGAAACUGCAGCAGAAGCUUUGCAACGGGGGCAGAGCUUUCUAAAUAAAGCCAACCCUCAAAGCUCCCAACUCAGUGGAAUUCACAAGAUGACUGGCGACCUCCAGGGGAGAGUCAGCCAGCUCACCAACCAGUGUCAGGCUCACAAAGAGCUUGCAGUGAAGAAGCAGCAGCUCAUCACGUCCACCGAGGAUCUCUUUGAUAAGGCAUCAAGUUGGGUAGAAAAAUGCAGCUCUGUACUUUCAAGUAACGUGGAACCCGGAUCAUGUCUCGCAGAAUCAGAGGAUGUACUCAACAAACAUUUGGAGUUGUCUCUCCAAACUAAGGAAGUAGUGAAUGAGUUGGAGGCCUUUGCAGAAAUCAUUACAGAGCUUAAAACAUUUGAAUCACCAGAAGUAACUGAGUUUUCCAAUAAAUCAAGCUUGCUAAAUGAGGAGCUAAACACCCUCAGCAGAAAUAUAAGCUCCAGAGUUGAAAUCAUGACAGCCUAUGUGACAUUUUUAAAAUCUGCCAAGGAGGUUGACGAGCAAAUACAGAACCUGGAAGAAUUCUACAGAUCCAAGCCAAUGGAAGAAGACAAUGAAGAGAGCAGUAAAACCAUGAUGGAAAUAGCCAAUGUUAAAUGGCAAUCUCUUUUGGAAAGAUUUCUAACAGUGCAAGACUUGGGACAUCAUUUUAUCAAUUCAUCAAAUAUGGUAAGUGAGAACCUGAACCUAAAUUUGAAAGCAGCCGUGACUGUUGUGGAAAACACCAGAGAAGAUCUCAGUAAAAAGAAGGUAGCUCUAACAGAGCUGUGGACUACUUGGCAGCUUCAUGUCAACCAGUUGACAUCUGUGAAAAAACAGUGGAGAUCGUUUAAAGAGCAACUUAAAAAGACUGUACAUAAUUUGAAGACCGUGGAGGAUGUGCUUGCACCAGCAUCCAAAGUUGAGUUGGGAAGUAAUCUUCUGGUUGCUACCCAGCUCCAGGACAAUUUCAACCAAGCUAAACCACAGUUUCAGCAAUUAAAUGCUGAGGUGGAGUACAUGGUGAAAAUAUCAGAGUUACUGGUUCUGAAAGGAAUCCCUGUGAAGGAAAAUAAUGAGAUGGUUGCAGAGCUUCUGCACAUCCAUCAGCGAGUGAAGGAGAGGAUCAAUGAGUAUGAAGCCGUCCUGAACAGGACUGUCAAGUUUCAUCAGCUCUUUGAUGAGCUGGAGAAUCUCUUGAAAUCAGAACCAGUGACUGCAUUCCACGAUAUUAAUCAAGCCAAGACCCAGCUCAGUCAGCAUCAAGGGAAACAAACCCAUAUUCGACACCUCUAUAAACUGGCUAUUACCUUAGGAGUGGAUAUUACCACUACUGUACAGCAGUCGAGAGCUCUGGGCUUUUCUGUGCAACAGCUUCAGAAAAAGCUGAAGGCGCUUGAGGCUGGGUGUGUCAACUGGAGCACAGAAGCAGACAAAUAUGAGGAAAACCUUCUGAGCAAUGUGCAUUACUGUUCAGUCAAAGAGGAGAUCAGUGAGCUUAAGGAUUCGUUUAAAGACCUCAAGAAGAAAUUCAACAAUUUGAAAUUCAAUUAUAUGAAGAAAAAUGACAAGUCACGAAACUUGAAAGCUGUCAAAAACCAGAUUCAACAGGUUGACAUGUAUGCAGAAAAAAUUCAGAUGCUAAAGAAGAAAAUAAGUAACUUUGCAACAAAGGUUUCUGCUGGCACUGAGAAGCAGCUCCUUGGAAGUAACCCCAGAGAAAUUGAGGAAGCUGUGAAUGAGCUUCAAAAACAAGUGGUCGAUUUUGACAAGACGGUGGAGGAGUACAAGCAGAACCUGGACAUGUCUGUGCGUCUGCAGCAGGCCAUGGAGGAGUAUAAUUUUUGGUGCGAAGAAGCGAGUGCCACCAUUGUGCGAGUGGGAAAAUAUUCUUCAGAAUGCAAAACCAGAGAGGCAGUGGGCAUUCUUUACAAGCAGUUUGAAAAGUUUGUCUGGCCUACAGUACCUCAACAAGAGGAAAGAAUUAACCAAAUCACAGAACUGGCUGUACGUUUACAUGGUCCUGAAGAAGGGAAGAAGUUUAUAGAGAAAACAGUAAACAAACACAAGGAAAUUCUGGAGUCUAUUAAGGAACUGUGCAAUGGUCUACGAGAUCUUGAAGGAAAACUACAGAGUGAUGUUCUAAAGCAGAAAUUGGAAUCUUCUGUGGAUUUGAAGGUUGAUAAUCAACAAAAUGUAAAAACAAAUAAAGCACAAAAUGUAAAAGGAGUGACAAGUUUCCAAGAAACCCCAGAAAGGGUAGAAUUGAAUGAAGAACCAAAUAGAUCAGCUACAUCUGAAAGCAUUAAGGCUGUACCUGACCAGACCUCAAGAAAUGGGAAUAGUAUGUUGGAUAAAAAACUAAGAAGUCAGGAAUUAUUAGAGAAUGUCAAAAAUCAUCACGAUGCUUUGUCUGAGAAGAGAUCGUUUACGGAAGAAACUUAUUCUGAAACAAACACUGUCAGCAACAAAGUAGAGGAACAGAUCUUCACCACAGUGCAGAGGCAAGAGCAGCAGCGGAGCACAGUGUACUCUUGCACACAAACUAUCCGUUUGUCAGCCUCUCCUAUUGAUCCAGGGAGAAGGAUAACUUCUCUUCAUCAGACAGGGAACUGGGCUCAAGGCACCCAAACUUCAGCUUUCCCUGCCGACACUGAGGCUUCAGGGUUGCCACACAUUCAGGAGGAAUUUAAAAGAAUGGACAUGCAAGGCCAUAGGCAUAGCACUAACAAUAACAGAGAUACACAGAAUGAUAAGGUAUACAGUUACCUUCAGUCAUCAACUUUAAAUACACAGACCAAAGAUGAAGACUUAGUGCACAGAGAGUUGCCUCAUUCAGUGCCCGAUGAUUUCCUAUUGCAAGAUGCAGCAGCUAUACUUCAUGCUGCCACAGAGGGCAGUGGACUGGCUGAGGGGGACUUGCAAAAUGAGCUUCUCACUGAUGAAACCCUGUCUAUUGAUGAAUAUGAGUGUGCGUCUCCAGAUGACAUUUCUUUACCUCCACUCUCUGAGACCCCCGAAUCCAACAUCCUUCACUCUGAAACAGACCUUGAGGAUGGCUUUUGUCUCAGUUCUCACAGCUUGCAUGUCAACACAUCCAGUCAACAAACACAGUCACAAUUUGGCAAUAACAGAAUGACUGACAGUUUUGACUUCUUAACACCUGUUGCUGCUGCUGACACCCUAAACCACAGGCGAGAAUGGGUUUCUAGUCAGUCUGAAAGCUAUCCUUCACCUCCUGGGGGGCUGUACCCUAAAUUUAAGUCUGAGUCAUCCUCAUUUGUUCGCAGUCCCUUGACAGUGCCUGCACCUGGCAUUGUUUCUGAUACACUUUCUAGCAUAUUAAAAAGCAAACCUGCAAACAAUUCUUCCAUUUCUGGCGCAUUCAGUGAAUGCCGCGAAACACACUAUGCUCUGCAUGAGAGUUUCACUGAGACACAAGAAUGUUUGCAAGACCCUAACAAAUGCAUUGCAAGUUCUGGCAGCCUGCAUGCUUCGCCUGCCCCACUAACAACAGAUCCCCUGGCCCAUAAAUCAGAACAUGAUACAGGUUUCUGCAAGCCGACGACCAUUCGAGAGGAGAUAAGGCUUCCAUCGGGGACCAGAGCCAUGAGCAACAUAACUGGCCAGGGCCCGAACUUCUCCAGGCUGUUGCCUAACGCUACUGUAGUGGAAGGUUCCCCUGUGACCUUGGAAGUAGAAGUAACAGGAUUUCCAGAGCCUACUUUAACAUGGUACAGGAAUGGACAAAAACUGACCAAUGGUGAACACAUAGAACUUUCACAAAAAGAAGGCAAACACAGUUUAUUCAUUAAGAAGGCCACUGAUAGUGAUGCUGGCCUCUAUGUUGUUCGGGCCAAAAAUUCUAGCGGUACUCUGUCUUCUAGUGCAAUCCUGCAAGUGAAAGGUAACUUGCAACCCAAUUUCAUGCACACAAUUAAUAUGGACUGGCUCACAUGUUUUGGUACACUCUGUGUCGUCUUGUGGCUAAUGUACCUGUUGUUAACUUAGUUACUGUCGUUUUGCACCACUGGACUUGUUAAGCUUUUAACUUAAGAUGGACACUCUUUACAAAUAGUAUUAACGUGUUUCACUUUGCACGAAAAUAACUUAUCUUCAAUCAAGAAAUAUGUAUUAAUAAUAUUGAAUUGUAUUUGUAACUGUUGUUUAAUUGUUUUAAGAAUAUAAAAAAACACUGUGUUUGAACUGAUUUGUAAACCUUUUAAUGGAAAGAUUGCUUUCAUUAGCAUUUCAAAUAUACUGUAAGCUGCACCACAGGGUAAAUGAGUGGCUAAUUCUGUAUACAGAGCCUGUUAUAGCUACUGAGCUUGCAAACAAAUAAAAAUGGUUCCAAAUGAUGGCAGAUGAACAGAAAAAAACUAAAUGUGUACCCACUGGAUAUCAGAUUUUAGAAGAAUACAUAAUUAUUGUGGACCUGACAUCAAAAUAUAGUAACCUUGUACAAUGACAUUCACAUGGGAUAUGUGGUGCUGUCAGAGCUCGUUAGGGUUGACAGUAGUGUUUCAAGAUGCUGUUUUAAGCUACUUUUUCUUCUGCUAUUUUUCUUCUGAAGAAUUUAAAACAAAUUCCCCUAACCCUCAUUUGUCAGAACAAGCCCUUUUGUAGUCCUAACUGUUUAACACAUGCUGUGCAAUCCUGCUUUACUGAAACAGCUCACUCUGAGAGGGUCACUGCCUUAUACAGAAGCAUUGGGGGCGGGGAAGGAAUAGGAACAAUAAAGCUAAUGGUAGAAAAUGGAUGUUACUACACUUUGAUUCAGCUAAUGACACCAACAUGUAAUGUAGCAUUUGACACCUUGUAGGGCGACUACAAUGCUUCUACUAAACCUGGAAAUUAAGCUGUAAAUUUCUUAAAUUGCUCAUAUUCUUUGGUAUAUGUCAAAAACUUGGUGACGUGCAUUCUGUAAAUUCAUUUUUUUUUUAUGUUUUUAUUUCCUCACAAAAAAUGUAGUAAAAAAAAAAAACCUCCCAUGAAUUGUGCUUACACAGAACAUGUCUUGUUUAUGAAGAAAAAAUAGCACAAGGCAUAAUCUUGCUGGAGUUUCCCAUGCUGUCAUUCUUUACAAGUUGGGCUUGCUUAUCUCCUGUAAUAUCUAAUCACCAAUGCAUGUCAGGAAAAAUUGUUGUAUUGGUAAGUUGUUAUAUACAGUAUAUAUUGUAUUCUCAAGAAAAAUACUAAAUCCUAUAUUUUUAUGUUUAACACACCCACCGCAGUUUGGCUCAGAGCUUUUACUAUUAUGAUAUUCUGGGUUAGACAGCAUGUUUGUAAAAAAACAGAAAAUAAAAUAUUAGUUCAGCUUUAGAGGAAAUUGUAGUAUAUUCACUGUUCUUAAAAAGGAAGAGAAGUUACAGUACUUUGAGAUUGUGUGUAGGGGUGAGUGUGACGACUAAGUUUAACUACUGUGUGGUUUCAGGCGAUUGACCAUGGAAGUGGUUCUGUCACCCCAUUAAACAGCAUAUUAAACGACAGAAGCAGGCAACACGUCUUGCUUCAUGAAGCUUCACAAACUUGUACGGUCAUGUGUUUUUAUUCUAUAUUUACUGUAGGUAUAUCCAAGAGGCUUCAGGCAGAUCUGUUGGUCUGCAUACAGUACAUACAAAUAUAAAGUAUUGGGGCACCACUUCAGUGACUGACCCAUUGCUCAGACUUCUGAUAUUAAUUAAAAAGGUACUGUAAUAAAGUAGAUCCUGUCUAAUUCAGGCCCUCUAAAAACUGGCAUUCUGUAUAAUUUAUCAUAAUUUAUGUCACAACAGUAUUGAUUGUGGGAUACAAUCCAGAACCUAUCUAUUCAGGAAUCCAGCAUGAUUCGUAUGUCUUGUCUGCCUAAAAUCAAUGGAACAUUGACUGUGCAGUCCAGCACCAAGUCAUGUGAUCUUUCUUUUCUAAGUUUAGAAUCAUGUAUGUUUCGUAAAUGCGCACAUGUCCCACGGGUAUAGUACAGGAAGAUCCUUGUUUACUUAACAGAGAAAGUAAAAUUAAUGCAGUCCUUGAAUUACAGGACAUGCUUGGACUGAACAUCUACUGUAUGUAUUAUAAUGAGUUUUUUUUUUAAGCGUUCAAUUAGUUUGUCAUUAUACCUUAGAUUUUACAGUACCUCUGUAAACCAGCAUACUGUAUAAUCCGGCACAAUUCUCCAGUCCCAAGCAAUGCCAGAUUAGACAGACUUUACUAUAGUUGUGAAUUUCUUUUCAUCCUUUAUAUUAUAUGAUAAUUUGCUAAUGGAUAUAUUUUUUACAAAAUCUGCAUAUUAUGAAUAAAUAUUUGUGCAUUUUGAA